AUACCUUUGGCAAUUACCUGUCAAACGUGAAUGAAUCGAUUCGCUGGCGGUGGCAAAGUCAAUCCUAUUUUCUUAAAAAACUUCUUUUCCUUCGAGUUCGCUUUUUAUGAAGUCAUCGACCUCAUAAGCGGAAGAAUUCUUCAGAGGUGACUCACUGAUAUUUGGUAAUUCGAUCUUCAGUACAUCGAGCAUUCUCAUCAAAUCGUUGCACGGUUUCCGACGGUAAAAUCAUAGUGCUUCUUAUUGGAAACCAGAUGGAAAACCUAAUUUCUUGCGAUACUUUCGUUGUUUUACCGCCUCAUACUAAAAGAGGGGUAGUUUUUGGAAAAAAUUCUGAUAGACCUAAUGGUGAAGUGCAGGAGGUUGUGUACUAUCCUGCCUCUGAAUCCUCGGAUUCAGUCAAAUGCACUUAUAUUGAAGUAGAAUCAGGUGGGCCUACAAAAGCUAUUAUUGUUAGCAAACCAAAUUGGAUGUGGGGUGCAGAAAUGGGAGCAAAUGAAUGUGGGGUAGCAAUUGGAAAUGAAGCUAUUUGGACUACUGAUAAUGAGGGUGAACAUGAUCCCUCUGUGAAGAGACUUUUGGGAAUGGAUUUAGUAAGGCUGGGAUUAGAAAGAAGUUCUAAUGCUGAUGAAGCUCUUAAUGUAAUAACACAACUUCUUGAAAAAUAUGGACAAGGAGGACCAUGUUCAAAAGAUGAUGAAAGCUUCUGUUAUCAUAAUUCUUUCCUAAUAGCUGAUCCUAAAAGUGCCUGGAUAUUAGAAACUUCUGGAAAACAUUGGGUUGCACAUGAAGUGAAAAGUGGUUUUCAUAAUAUUUCUAAUGUGAUAUCUAUUACUACUAACAUAGAUAAAAAGUCUGAAGGUAUUGAAGAGUACGCCAAAUCAAAAGGUUUGUGGGAUGGACAGGGAGAAUUCAACUUUUGUGAAGCUUUUAGUGGCGAAAAAAAACCUGGUGAUGCAAGAUACCUUGCGGGAAAGAAACUCCUAGAAAGAUUGACCGAAUCUAACAACUUUAAAGAAGUAGAUAUGUUUAAGGUGUUACGUGAUAAAACUUCUGAGAUUUGUAGACCUUGUACAUCUCCAUUUCCUACUCAAGGAAGUCAGGUUUCUAUUCUGGACACUAAUAUUAGUGUCCACUGGUUUACAGCAACACCAGAUGCAUCUAAUUCUGUGUUUAAGCCAUUUGUUUUUACUCCUAAUGUAAAAAUAUCCAAACACACUGUAUGUCCAGAAAAUGAUAAAAUGGCACCACAUACUCUGUAUUCUUUACAUUCGGAAGCUUUCAAAAAAGGCACUGAUGUAAAAGAACUGUUGAGGACUAUGGAAGCCAAUUGUGUGAAUGAGCUGGAGUCAGUUUUACAAAAUGUUAAAGAAGACUUAUCUGAAUUAGAUGAACUUCUGAAAGAUUGUGUUGAAACAGAAGUCAAAUUCUACCGUUAAUUCAAAAGUAAAUAUUUCCAUUGAGGAAAGAAGAAUGGAGCACUUUGGUUGUUAUUUUUGUUACAUUUAUGCUUAGAAUAUACCAAUUCAAAUAUAAUUUUCAAUUAUAAAAUUUGAACUACAUUGGAGAAUGUAGCUUGAUAAAUAGCUUAACUUUAUUAAUUCUUCUAAUAUAGAUAAAAUUCGAGCUGAAUAGAUUAUUUGGGAAAAUAUUUUAUUUCAUUAUUACCGAAUGUAUUUGUUUGAAUCAUGUGAGGAGAAUUGAUGAUUUUAAAAUCUUUUUAUUUGUUAUGAAUUAUUUUCUGUAUGAAUCGGUUUUUAUUCAGUGUUGUUACUGUUUUGACUGAAUUAUUUUUGGGGUGUUUUAGGUUGAUGUAUAAAUUUGAUAUUCACAAUUUACUCAACAGUCCCCCAUACUGAAUAUCUAAUAAGAAAAUGUAGAGAGCACAAUUUUUUCCUAGAAGCAAACAUUUUUAUCUUUACCUUUUGUUCACCCAAAAUUUACUUUCCAAGUGAAAAUAUUAGGAAAUUAACGAGCUCAAGUUGAUGCAAUUGGAAAAGCUCAACCGGUACACUAUACUUGAGAUUAGACUCUUCUUAUUCAGAUUAUUCUGAAAAUUAUAUGUAGUCUUUAUAUUAUAUUAAUUUUUUUAUGAAAAAUGAUCAUUCUUGAGAUGAUUUCAUUUCUUUCAUUUUUAUUGUGAUUUGGUUGAGGUUGUUUGAUUUGACCAUAUUUAGUUUAGUGUUUACUGUAAUUGUGAUAUUUUUAAAUCAUAUUUUUAUUUUUGAUAUGAUGCAUGAUUUGAAUUUUAUUUAUUUUAUUAGUUGAGAGAUGAUUAUUGAGGCAUGUUCCUUAUUUUGGUUACUAUAUAUACGAGAGAAAAAUAUGAGAUAUUGUAUGCACAUCAAUAUAAUAUAUAACUAUAAUUUAAAGAUCCAUAUACAUUCAAGCUUUAUUUUUUAAAUUGCAAUACUUCUGGAUGAAAUGGAAUUUUGAUCAGUCUUAAUCACAUAAUCUAGACUAAUUGAAAAUCUAAUAAAGUAAAUUAGCUUGUUUUGUCUAUUAUGGCAUGAAUAAAAAUGAUGAAGUAAUUAAA
Molecule: messenger RNA, 2536 nt
Organism: Harmonia axyridis
Lineage: Eukaryota; Metazoa; Arthropoda; Insecta; Coleoptera; Coccinellidae
Product: secernin-3
Exons: 7
Coding region: 255-1439 (394 amino acids)
Biological process (GO): proteolysis
Molecular function (GO): dipeptidase activity; cysteine-type exopeptidase activity
Source: RefSeq, a predicted model, not a curated record